AUGCAGAAGGGCGACAAGCGAAAAAUAUUAAGUUAUGCUCAAAAUCGAAAAGGCCCUAAUAAAGUUGGAUUUUUAGGGUUGAUUCAACCCUUAUUAGACGGUGUUGAAACUAAUCGUAGUCCUUUUGAUUUUGCUGAAGGGGAAAUAGGCGAACAGCCUCUUCCUCCCGUCGAAGCCGAACAACCAGGUGUGCCCGAACCAGACGAAGGCAAGGCGUUGAAUCGAGGCAUGGUAAUCAAGAUUGCCGCUAUUGAGGUUUCGGAAGCUGUUCGAAAACAACAGAAACAGAAACUGUCCCAGGCGAAGUUCUCCCCUCAAAAAAUGGAUCUUCACGAGGCAGCUUUAGCUCGGCUCAAAACGGAGGCGACUUCUCACUGGCAAACGGUCUUCAUCAUGAAACUGUGCACACAAAAAAAACGAAGAGAAAAUGCCGAAAGUGAGUAAGGACAGGUGCGCCUAAGAAGCCUUUUUGGGCCCUCUUGAUUUUUGAAAGAAAUUGAUUAAGUUUUCUAUCCAGUUUUGUAGAU
Didymodactylos carnosus is the source of this 527-nucleotide messenger RNA. The record is from the annotation of a GenBank genome assembly. Lineage: Eukaryota; Metazoa; Rotifera; Eurotatoria; Philodinida; Philodinidae.